AGGAUUCUGAGGAGGUAUGGGUGAGCCUUAUACCUCUGAGUUUACAUGGAGCAGAUGGGGCUCCUAUACGGGCGUUCGGGUGGACGGAGAAAAACAUAAAACUCACACGGAACUUUGGCCAGCAGGCCGUACCGCUGUCCGGAGAUUCAUGUUUCCUAACGUACACACUUGGCAUCAUAUGUAAAGUGGACUCUUGGUCGUAAAUUAGUCAUAUCGAAAUGAUAGGAUUCUAUACAUAACUGAGACAGCUGGCUCCCACAGUUCGUGUGGUGCAACCGCGAUGAUGAUUGACCUCACCCACACGCUGACAACAUCGACAGAAGCCCCGAUGUCGAUAUGGCCGGGGCACCCAACACUGGAGAUGACAAAAGUUUCUACUAUCCCGGAACAGCAUGCCAACGUGACGCUUAUUUCACUUGGAUCUCAUACGGGGACUCACAUUGAUGCGCCCAAUCAUUUCAUUGCGGACGGAUUGACAGUGGACAAGUACGACUUGACUAAACUCGUGGGUCGUGCGCUGGUCAUCGAUGUGAGGGGGAAGAAAGCACGUGAGAUUAUCACCUGGGAGGACAUGCAAAAUUGGGAGGGAAAGAUGCACGAAGGGGUGAUUGUGCUCAUAUGCACUGGGUGGUCGCAAUACUGGGGCAAGGAGAAUUACGACGAACACCCGUUCAUGGAUUUGGAUGCGGCGAAGAAGCUUAUUGAGAAGGGAGUGAGAGUAAUUGGAUGCGAUACGCUGAGCCCUGACAACGUAUGCUCACCUGAGUGCAAAGUGCAUAGAGCGAUACUAGGCGCGGGAGGGAUGAUUGCAGAGAAUUUACGGGGGAUAGAACGAGUGCUGGAAUUGAAGGAUCCGAUUGUGAGCCUGCUGCCACUCAAGUUAGACAAUUGCGAUGGCUCGCCAAUACGAGCGAUAGCUUGGUCUGCAGGAGAUAUUCCGGGGUGGGAAAAUAGUCCAUAGAUUUGGUGGGGUUUCGGAAGCAAUAUGACCAUUGAUGAUUUUGCAUGUUGGAUAAAAAAGCCGAUAAUCAUUCCUCUUACCGCAAGCUGUUAGU
Messenger RNA from Suillus bovinus, 1055 nucleotides. RefSeq lists its product as uncharacterized. NCBI's taxonomy places the organism in Eukaryota, Fungi, Basidiomycota, Agaricomycetes, Boletales, Suillaceae. The transcript has 3 exons. Bases 281 to 961 code for a protein of 226 amino acids. The record is from RefSeq and is a predicted model, not a curated record. Gene Ontology annotation, molecular function: arylformamidase activity.